Molecule: messenger RNA, 1352 nt
Organism: Amborella trichopoda
Lineage: Eukaryota; Viridiplantae; Streptophyta; Magnoliopsida; Amborellales; Amborellaceae
Source: RefSeq, a predicted model, not a curated record
UUUAGAUAAUCAGGCAUGCCAUAACCCGCUUUGCGAUAGAUUAUUUGGUUGUUGACUCCAUUCGGGAAUCCCAAGCUGCAUUGAAGAGAUUGUUUACCAGCCAGCGAAGAGUGGUCAAAUGACCGCCUCUCAAAGUCUAGUAAUGGGCUAAAAGUGGAGGGCAUAGUCACAGAUAGGAGGUUAUGGUUUUGGUGUCCCACUGUCGUAAAAGCCAAUGCCCAUUUGGUCACGGUGUUAAGAAUGGUGGAUGCUGACAAGAAAGCUACCAUGUGCAUUCUUUAUGAAGGUAUCGAGAUGACCAAAUCAGCUAUUUGGCAGAAAUGUAGUUUUGCAAUUAAAUUGAUCGAGAUUAUAGAAAGAAGGUGGAAUACCAAAUUUGGCCAUCCGAUUCAUUAUACAGGUUACUACUUCAACCCAAAUUUAUUCUAUUUGACACUUGAACAUCUCCAUAAGAUUAUGGAAGUGAUCAAAUACAUUAUUGUCAGGCUGGAGAGAAGCCAUCGAAACCAGGUAGCGGUAAUACAUAAGCUUUCUAUGUAUAGGGAUGCUGUAGAAUCCUUCAGAACUAGACUUGCCAAGAACUUUCGAGCUAAAAUGGAUCCAGCUAAAUGGUAGGAGAUAUAUAGUAGUGAUGCACCUCACCUAAAGUGGAUAUCAAUCAAGGUGUUCUCUCAAAUAUGUUCUGCUAUUGGGUGUGAGCGAAACUAGAGUAUGUUCAAAUGGUUGCACACUACUAAGAGGAAUCGACUCGCUUCGGAGAGGCUUCAUAAACUAGCCUACGUUUAUUACAACUUAAACCUCCGAGAGUAACAAAUAAGAAGGAAGCUUGAAGACUACGGGCAGAUCGACUUGGAUACAAUAUUUGUCACUGACACAGCAAAACCAUGGGUAGUAGAGGAAGACGAGCCAGUGUUGCACAAGAGAGCAUUAUUUGAGGCUAUCAGUGAGGAAUAUCUUGAAGAAGGUAAUGAACAUCAUGAAAGAGGAAGCAACCCAGGAACAUAUCUGUAAUUUGUCGGAGAUGUCGGUGGUAUUGCACCUAAUGAGAUAGAGUGAGAAGGGGGUAUAAGGGAAAAUGAGAGAGAUGAUGAUUUUGAGGCCACCCUAUCCCAACCAAAUUAUUCACAUACCGAGUCCCAACAAUAAGAGGGUGGGGACGAGCACGACAAUGUAAGUGAGCAAAAAGGAUGGACAAACUUCGGAGAUUUUGGAUUAAGAGCACAACAAAACACUAACACUUAGGGAUUUGGGUAUAAUCAAGUACACACUAUUUGGAUGAUUUGUUUCUAGAUUGAGUUAAUGAAUUGUCACGCGAAUUCAAUUAAUGGUUCCAGCGUGACCAAGAUAAAGAA